Molecule: messenger RNA, 4175 nt
Organism: Neodiprion virginianus
Lineage: Eukaryota; Metazoa; Arthropoda; Insecta; Hymenoptera; Diprionidae
Product: xaa-Pro aminopeptidase 1-like
Exons: 13
Coding region: 602-2869 (755 amino acids)
Molecular function (GO): metalloaminopeptidase activity
Source: RefSeq, a predicted model, not a curated record
CCUCGCCGCGUUAAGAUCUCCGAGAAAGAUACGAAAAUACCUCCUCCGAAUCUUCUCCGUGAUCCCCUCGAGCUUUCGUCCCCGAUCCGGAGUGACGAACUCCGAGCGGUGGAGAUGAUCGCUUAGGUAGGCCGAAGCAUCGGCUGCCAGAUAUGUCUGGCCUCUCGUCGCGUUCGCGUCUCGUUAUCGUCUCGAUGCCGAUGUCGAUGUCGAGGGCACCCUUGACUCCGUUGACGCGGUGAACCUCGGCGAACCUGGACGCCAAGAAUUCUGCUGCACGGUGUCGAGUGGUGCGCUAAAAAUACGAUACGAAACACCCCCGUAUCUCCGUCGAGUGUACGCGGUGUUAAAGUGGUAAAAAUAAGCCGAAACCCGAGUUUAAAUACCCGGCUGUGUGUGUUUUUUUAUUUUUUAUUUCACUAUAUAUUUAUUUAUUUUUAUUUUCUUUUUUUUCUGUAAAAUCUAUCCGCGUAUCAUUCUUCUUAUAUUACAAGCGAUCGGAGAGACUGCUUGCUUGCUCGGGUUUUUAACUCGAUUGUUCGUUAUUCGAAAAUUAGUGAAAUAGAAUUGGAGAUAAGAAAUAGAAGAGAGAAAAAAGAAAAUGAACGAACUUUACGUCUUGGGGAUCAUCUGUAUGUUGGGAAUGGCCGCUGCAGCGCGGACGCGCAAUAUACGAGAUGUCGCCGACGAUACCCUGGACUACAAGGGAUCCCCGAGAUCCAACUGCCCCGCUAGUGCUCACCAGGGAAAUCAGCCUGUCGACAGAGUCGACACCUCCAUUAAUCUUAGCCGGUUGAGGCUGGAAAUGAGCCGGAUCACGAGCGUCCAAGGACCUGCUCUUGACGGUUACAUUGUUACUUCGGACGAUGCUCAUCAGACCGUGACGUCGUUCAAUCAAGGCCGUCUCGGCCCUUCGGAGAGUGAGACUGUCGCACCGCAUGAUGCAAGAAGGGAAUACAUCACGGGAUUUUUCGGUAGUUUCGGAGAGGCUCUAGUCACUCAAGAUAAAGCUGUUUUCUGGACUGACGGAAGGUAUCACAUACAGGCAGAUAAGCAGCUUAGCUGCGAUUGGACCCUGAUGAAACUUGGCAAUGAAAAUGUCCCCACGCUGUCCCAGUGGCUGUUGCACGAGUUUCAAUCCAAAGAGAAUGAAACGCGAAUUGGAGCGGACCCUGCUCUGAUCCCAGCAUUUACGUGGGAAAAUUGGGAAUACGACCUGUUAAACACAUCGGUCAAAUUAGUCGCAGUUCACAAUAACCUGAUAGAUGCAAUCUGGCAAACGGAUCGACCGCCGUAUAAUGCCGAUCCUGCUACCGUUCUGGAAGAUAAAUAUGCGGGUCGACCGUGGCAGGAAAAGAUUCGUGAAGUUAGGAGGGAAAUGGAACUUGUGGGUGCAAAUGCUCUGGUCCUGACCGCCCUUGACGAAAUUGCCUGGCUAUUCAACAUUCGUGGCAAUGACAUCCCUUAUACCCCAGUCUUACGGUCAUAUGCCCUCAUCACCGAUGGUGCUAUUCAUUUGUACGCUCCUGAACAAAAACUGCACAGAUCUGUCCGCAUACAUCUGAAAACUGACGCUUGCUUUCAUGCCGACUGCGUCAAAGUUCACAAUUAUACGUCUAUCUGGUACGAUCUGAGGACCAUGGCACAGGCUUGGAAGAGUGUCUGGUUACCUGCCCAGUGCGGCUACGCAAGGGGUGCUUCCCAAGAGAUUUUCAUAUCCAUCCCGCAAUCUAUACGGCUGAUAAAACCGUCACCAAUAAUCGCAAUGCGUGCGGUAAAAAAUCCUGUGGAAAUACGAGGCAUGGAACAAGCUCAUAUUAGAGAUGGAAUCGCAAUGUGCGAAAUCCUUUCCUACAUCGAGGAGCAACUUGAGCUAGGCACCAAGGGCUGGGACGAGCUUCAGGUGUCUAGAUUCGCUAAAGCAGUACGUAUGGAACAGGAAAAUGCCGUGGGUAUAUCCUUCCCUACGAUAGCAGGCUACGGACCUCACGCCGCCUUGCCACACUAUGAACCAGCCGUUGCUACCAGUUUAACACUCGGCACGGAUUCUACCCUGGUAAUUGAUUCCGGUGGCCAAUACCUCGACGGUACUACAGACGUGACAAGAACUGUCCACUACGGCCAACCGACGAAAGAACAAAAAGAGGCUUACACCCGAGUCCUGAUUGGCUCGAUACAAUUAGCUUCACUAAUCUUCCCUGCUGAGUUAAGAACAGACCAACUUGAUCUUCUGGUCAGGGAACCCUUGUGGUCAGUUGGUCGCGACUACCAACACGGAACUGGCCAUGGUGUCGGGCAUUAUUUGUCUGUUCACGAACCUCCCAUCAGUGUAUCAUACGAUACAUCAACUGAUGAAUGUGCCCCUGUCAAUCUUCAACCAGGAUAUUUUCUUUCCAAUGAACCUGGGUAUUAUAAGGAGGGUGAAUUCGGUAUCCGAUUAGAAAAUGUUUUACAGGUCGUUGAAACUAAUAUGACGCAUCAUUCUGGACGAAAGUUUCUUAAGUUCAAAGAUGUCACACUGGUUCCUUACGAGCCAAAACUCAUCGAUCUGGAAUUAUUGACACCAUCACAUCGGCAUUGGUUAAACGCGUAUAAUGAAAGAAUCAGAAAAGAGGUCGGCACUGAAUUGAAGAAACGUAGAAAAAUAAGCAGCUACAACUGGAUGAUUCUUCGUACUCUACCCAUUCCUGAGGUUGGAUCCGGAUCAAGUUUAUCUGCCCUUCCUCACCACUCGUUCCUUUUUUUUGCAUUAACAGUUAUACACGUAUUCCUGGAUGGAAGAGGUAAUUUACCAUUUAGGUCUAUAGAAAGAGUGUGCAGCUACUUGAUGAACAUCUCAAAACUCUGUUAUAGAACUUUUCAUUCAUAAAUCUGAAGACUUGACAGCCGUUGAUGCUAUCUGUGUUAGAUACUACAUGUAGAUCGUAUAUUGCGAUAAUAGUAUAACCUGUAUACUAAGCUACGUAUUAGUAAUUACUUUUAGCUAAAGCCCAGUAUUCAAUUUCAAGGCUUACCUCUGAUCUCAUUCGAACAACGCAGUUCAACGAAUCAGAAACAAACUUUGUUUAAAUUGCAUCGAGCAUAGAAUUGAGCUUAGUUUAAACCAAAGUUUAAACUCGUGAAAAUUAACUGGUCCUGAGAUUUUUGUUGAGUAUUGUAGUUUUUUUAAACCUACUUUUGUAGCAUUUUGCAGGUGUAUUAAAGUAUAGGUAUAAGAAAAGAUUGGCCUUAGUGUCAAAAUGGUUUCACUUUGCUAACCGAUUUAUCACUUUGAACUUUAUAGCAAUUAAUUCUAAAAGGAUAAAAAUUGAAUAAAAAUAAAUACACGCCUGAGUAGUACAUGAUAUUUGGUUUCGUGUUAUUUUGAAUGCAUUUCAUCCUUCGUAAAAAUGAUUAGAAUUUGUAGUUUAAGAAUUAAGCCAAGACACAGAAAUAUGCAUACAUCAUUCAUUAUACGUACAUACGUUCAUAUAAUUAUACCAUUCGCUUCUUGUUAUAUAUUAUUUUACAUUUUUUUUUCAUAAUUUAUAAAAUAGAUAAUAGAUGGCUGCUAAUUAAUUGUCUACGGAUGUAGCAAUUAAUAAAAACUAAAUGCUACUAAAUUAUUUCGAAAUCACAUCCGGGUGAUUUUUCUUCGUCCGAAAAAUGACUUAAAACAUGUUCGUGAAAUUCCGCGCAAUUGAUUGUUUUUCCAUAUAUCAUUUCACACAUAGGGCAAAUUUUGUUUUCAACUUCACUGCACCCGUCUGUCGUAUAAUUCAUAUUUUCUGGUAAUGUGGUGGAGUUCGGAAUGAGACUUGUUUGUGUAGCACCAUUUUCUUUUAAGCUGUCAUCUGAAUUAAACUGAGUUCCUGCUUGACACAUUUUUUUCCUAGCAUUGUCACGACAACUCUUACACAUUGCUCCUGUAAAGACAAAUAAAAAGUAAUACGUCAUUGUAGAUAUCGUUUAAGUUAUGAAGAGCUAUAAAAUUACGAGGUUUCAUCUCGUAACAUUAACGUAAGAAUACUUUGAAAGAAAAAUCGUAAUUCUGUAAUUUUAAACUGAUUUCGAAAGAUUCAAAUUCAUGAAAUAUUAAUAUGUUAAUAUUGUAUUACAGUUUACUGAAUUGCAGAUGAUCCUAAUGUUGUAAAAUGAUGACAUGUUAUAAAAAUAUACCGUUACCUGAAGGUUAA